Capsella rubella is the source of this 1308-nucleotide messenger RNA. Its product is annotated as putative F-box/FBD/LRR-repeat protein At4g13965. The transcript is spliced from 4 exons. Gene Ontology annotation, molecular function: protein binding. NCBI's taxonomy places the organism in Eukaryota, Viridiplantae, Streptophyta, Magnoliopsida, Brassicales, Brassicaceae. The record is from RefSeq and is a predicted model, not a curated record. Bases 1 to 1308 code for a protein of 435 amino acids.
AUGAAACGACGCAAAAGAGAUCGUAAGCGUAUACACAGUCGACGUAUUGUGAGUGUGGACAGGAUCAGUGAGCUUCCUGAGGCUUUAAUUCUGGAGAUAUUGUCUCUACUUCCUACAAAAGUUGCUGUAGCCACGAGUGUUUUGUCUAAGCAAUGGAAGUCUCUUUGGAAGAUGUUGCCUAAACUCGAAUUUCAUUCUUAUGAUCACAAAAGUGGACCUGGAGCAUUUUCAAAGAAUGUUAGCAAGGCUUUGCUUUCACAUAAGGCUCCGGUUCUACAGAGUUUGCAUCUCAAAAUUUAUUUACUUGGUUGGUGUACUACGAGUGAUACUGAGACAUUGAUUGGGGUUGUUUUGGCCCGCAAGUUGCGUAAGUUGGUACUCCAAGUUCUCUGGGAACCAAUCAGAAUAUCUAAUGGCUUGUAUAACUGUGAAACACUAGAGACCUUGGAACUCAAGUAUCAUGUUCUUUUAGAUGUCCCUUCCUCAGUCUGUCUGAAAUCCCUUACAACUCUGCACCUUCAUUAUGUGAACUUCAAAGACAAUGAUUCAUUGCUUAACCUUCUAUCUGGCUGCCCUAAUCUUGAAAACCUGGAUGUGCGUCAAAACUCAGUUAGCAGCACGAAACCAUUCACUAUUGCGGUUCCAUCUUUACAGAGACUGACAAUUUAUGCAUCAGGUAGAGUUGAUACGGAUGCCGGAUAUGUGAUAAAUGCUCCUUGUUUAAAAUUCUUGAAGAUUGAAGGGACUGAUCAAGUAUUUGGGUAUUUUCUGAUUGAGAACGUACCAGAGUUGGAGGAGGCAAUGAUCAGUGUAUCCUCUCAUUUAGUGAAUGACAACCUAUUGGGAUCUCUAACGUCUGUCAAACGUCUGAACUUAGAAUCCUCACCUUCGCAGAUUAAGUUUCCCACGGGUAGCAUCUUCUAUCAGCUGGUUUACUUGGAACUACUCACACACAACGAAGAGUGUUGGAAUCUACUUACCCUAAUGCUUGAUGGUUCUCCUAAUUUGCAAGUUCUCAAGAUUUUCAGUCAUCGAUAUUGGAAUAAUGAUGCUGUUGGGAAAUGGAAUCAGCCAGAGAAUGUUCCUGAAUGCUUGUUGUUUCACCUCGAGACAUUCUUCUGGAAAGGCUAUGAUUGGAGACAAGAAGCUUUGUUUGAAGUUGUGAGAUACAUCCUAAGUAACACAAAUUGUUUGAAGAUAGCAACUUUCUCCUCAAAACAACUUCGUUCUGAAGAGAGAGUUGAAAUGGUCAAGGAUUUGAAUAGUGUGGCUAGGGCUUCGAAUUCAUGCCAGCUUCUCGUUGAAUGA